Messenger RNA from Desarmillaria tabescens, 2006 nucleotides. Its product is annotated as cytochrome P450. Gene Ontology annotation, molecular function: heme binding; iron ion binding; monooxygenase activity. NCBI's taxonomy places the organism in Eukaryota, Fungi, Basidiomycota, Agaricomycetes, Agaricales, Physalacriaceae. The transcript is spliced from 14 exons. The record is from RefSeq and is a predicted model, not a curated record. The coding region runs from base 106 to 1779 and encodes 557 amino acids.
AUUCCAGCUGGAUUUCUUUAUGUCAAAUCCAGGGUUGAUCAGUCAGCAAUCGCUAGCUCGCUGCUCAAGGGUUAUCUUCUUUCUUUUCUCCAGUGCCAUCUCUGAAUGAACUCAUUGGGAACCUUCGGCAAGAAGAUGCUCUGGGCGGGCACUACUAGCUCAACCAUGCUACUAGUCGACAUCGUUGUCUUUCUCGUUGCCGUCGCUGUCGCCGUCAAGUUAUACUACAGACAUUCGAGGAACCCUCUUGGACUUCCCUCUCCCCCCGGUCCACAGCCGAGCUUCAUCCCUUUCGUUGGGAAUAUCCCUGAUAUGCCAACUAAAGACGAGUGGUUCAAGUUCACAGAAUGGGGAAAGCAAUAUGGGCCGCUUAUGAUGCUCGAAAUCAUGGGUCAGAAAAUGUGCAUUAUAAACAGCGCACAAGUCGCCACGGAUUUACUCGAUACCCGAUCGUCGAUCUACUCGGAUAGGCCUCCCAUGGUGAUGGUGAAAGAGUUGAUGGGCUGGAACUUCAAUAUGGGUUUCCAAAGUUAUGACUCCGAGUAUAAGAAGAGCCGGAAGCUUUUUCAUCAUGGCUUCAAUCCUCGCGCCUCAGAUGGAUAUCAACCUAUACAGACGAGGGAGCUUACUAUACUGCUCGCAAAGCUCCUUCAAAGCCCGGAACGAUUUGAUGAACAUCUUCGGACGACGACGGGGGCAAUCAUCAUGAUGAUCGCCUUCGGAUACCAAACUGUUGAGAACGAUGAAUUUGUACGCAUCGCGGAAGAAGCGCAAUUAGCCAUGGUAUCAGCUGCUAGACCAGGGGCUUAUCUUGUGGACUUCUUACCAUUCCUCAAAUACGUCCCAGAAUGGUUCCCGGGCACAGGUUUCAAACGGGUUGCCAGAGAGGGAUGGGAACUUGCACAGGAUCUUCAGGAUAAGCCUUACGCUUGGGCGAAGAAGGAAUUUGAGGAGGGUAGAGCACGUCCGAGCUUCUUCACAGCAUUAAUGGCUGCGAAGGGACUAUCUUCAGACGAUACUGUCGAAGAGGCUAAUAUCAUCAAGAAGGCUUCAGCGGUUAUGUAUGCGACUGGUGCCGACACCAUUUUAGCAUCAGUACUCACAUUUUUCUUGGCAAUGCUUCAUGCCCCUCAGGUUCAAAAGGUGGCACAAGAGGAGUUGACCCGUGUUAUCGGGAAUGAUCGUCUCCCAACUUUCUCUGACCGGGACUCGUUACCGUAUAUUAACUGCAUCGUCAAAGAAACUUAUCGUUGGGAGCAGGGUGUGCAUCUCUCCUGUUUUUGGGCUAUUUAUGAAAUUACCUUAACCAUUCUAGUCAUUCCCCUCGGCGUUCCCCACCGGCUAAUGAAGGACGACGUCUAUCAAGGUUACUUUAUCCCUGAGGGUACGACCAUGAUCGUUAAUCAAUGGGGUAUCUCGCAUGACGAGACUAUGUAUCCUGAUCCAAUGGCUUUCCGGCCUGAACGCUUCAUGCAUGCACCAGACGUCAAAGAUGGAGGGCCUCGCGAACCUAAUACCAUUGCAUUUGGUUGGGGUCGUCGUAUCUGCCCAGGACGCUUCCUGGCCGAAAAUUCUCUUUGGUUGCACGUUGCGACAACCCUGCAUUGCUUCAACAUCCUUCCUGUCACUGGGUCGAACGGGAAGGCAGUGAUUCCACCUAGAGACUAUACGUCCGGUCUGGCUAGCCGUCCAAAACCGUUUCCCUGUCAUAUUAGGCCAAGAAACGCAGACGUCGUCGAAUUGAUCAAGCAUAGCGUCGCUGGGGUUGAAGAUCAAUAGGGCUUGUGCUCCCUACCCUUAUUUCUUCUUCGAGUAUGUAGUUGCAGCCCGCUGUGCAAUGUAUAUUUCUCUGGCGGGCGAUUACAGGGCCACGAGUCGCAUGUCCUACCAAUUCAUUUUUCGCGCUCGAGUAUUUUCACUCGUUGCUUUUUUAACCUUUCAUUCCUCAACCACUUUUUCAUCUGAAAGCUCUCAUUAUCGUUCAUGCCAAUAGCCAAUAACCACCC